Molecule: messenger RNA, 465 nt
Organism: Staurois parvus
Lineage: Eukaryota; Metazoa; Chordata; Amphibia; Anura; Ranidae
Source: the annotation of a GenBank genome assembly
CCUGAUGCCUCUACCCAGCAUGAUGAACUGAUCCAGCCUGACGAUCCUAUUAGGCCAGUUGACUCGAUGCCCGCUGUUGAUCCAGAUGAUCCGGUACCUGACCCGGUGCCCACUGUCGUGCCUGUUGACGCGGUGCUCGCUGUCAAGCCAAAUGACUUGAUGCCUGGUGACCCGAUGCCCGCUGUCCAGUCAGAUGAUCCAAUGUCUGACCCAGUGCCCGCGGUCAUACCAGUUGACUCGGAGCCCACUGCCUUGCCAGAUGACGCGGUGCCCGCGGUCGAGCCAAAUGACCUGAUGCCUGCGGUCAUGCCAGUUGACUCGGAGCCCACUGUCGUGCCUGGUGACUCGGUGCCCGCUGCUCCGCCUGGGGGCCCGAGACCUGUCGCUCCACCUGGGGGUCCGGCGCCCGCCGCUCCGCCUGAGGGCCCGAGACCUGUCGCUCCACCUGGGGGUCCGCGCGCCCGC